This is a messenger RNA of Fulmarus glacialis (Northern fulmar), 930 nucleotides long. RefSeq names its product renin (gene REN). The record is from RefSeq and is a predicted model, not a curated record. Gene Ontology annotation, molecular function: aspartic-type endopeptidase activity. Gene Ontology annotation, biological process: angiotensin maturation. NCBI's taxonomy places the organism in Eukaryota, Metazoa, Chordata, Aves, Procellariiformes, Procellariidae. The annotation marks the transcript as partial. The transcript has 8 exons.
ACUAACUACCUGGACACCCAGUAUUUCGGUGAGAUCAGCAUCGGUACCCCCGCGCAGACCUUCUGCACCUUCUCCCUCUCCCCAGUUUCCCACAGCCGCUACGACUCCUCCAAGUCACGGACGUACAUAGCCAACGGCACGGGCUUUGCUAUCCGCUAUGGAACAGGGAGUGUCAAAGGCUUCCUCAGCCAGGACAUCGUCAUGGUAUCAGACAUCCCCAUCAUCCAGGUCUUUGCCGAGGCGACGGCGCUGCCUGCCUUCCCCUUCAUCUUUGCCAGAUUUGACGGGGUGCUGGGGAUGGGCUCCCCCAGCCAGGCCAUCGAUGGCAUCACCCCCGUCUUCGACCGGAUCCUCUCCCAGCAGAUCCUCAAGGAGGACGUGUUUUCCGUCUACUACAGCCGGAAUGCUCCUCUGAAACCCGGGGGGGAAAUAAUCCUCGGAGGCAGCGACCCAGCCUACUACACUGGGGACUUCCACUACCUGAACGUCAGCAAGAGUGGCUACUGGCAGAUCAGCAUGAAGGGGGUGUCCGUAGGGGCUGAAAUCCUGUUCUGCAAGGAAGGCUGCUCAGUGGCUGUCGACACGGGAGCAUCCUAUAUCACUGGUCCAGCAGGCCCCGUCUCCGUGCUGAUGAAAGCCAUCGGGGCAGCAGAAAUGGCCGAAGGAGAGUACGUGGUGGACUGCGACCGAGUCCCUCAGCUGCCCAACAUCUCUUUCCACCUGGGUGGGAAGGCCUACGGGCUCAGCGGCUCAGCCUACAUCCUCCGGCAAUCCCAGUAUGGGGAGGACGUCUGCGUGGUGGCUUUCUCGGGGCUGGACAUCCCACCCCCGGCUGGUCCCCUCUGGAUCCUGGGCGCCAGCUUCAUCGGGCACUACUACACCAAGUUUGACCGGCGCAACAACCGCAUCGGCUUUGCCACGGCCCGCUGA